This is a messenger RNA of Dendrobium catenatum, 1735 nucleotides long. RefSeq names its product F-box only protein 13-like. The transcript is spliced from 2 exons. Bases 360 to 1580 code for a protein of 406 amino acids. Gene Ontology annotation, molecular function: protein binding. The record is from RefSeq and is a predicted model, not a curated record. NCBI's taxonomy places the organism in Eukaryota, Viridiplantae, Streptophyta, Magnoliopsida, Asparagales, Orchidaceae.
GUCAGCGGCUGGUCACAUGGACAUCUCUAUUGUGUCCAAGGAUUGAGCAGAAGUUGUACUGUUGCAGAAAACCCCUCCCCGGCUCCCCCCUCCAUUCUCACACUUCCGAUUCUCACCAUCUUCUGUCUUAUAUUCUACAGAUUCUCAAGUUUUGAAUCAAACCUUCGGCUCAACCUCUUCUAUAUAUCUUUGUUCUCGCAUUUCCACUUCUUCUCUGUCAACGCAAACAAAAAGAGUUCUUGACGAAGUUUCCUCCUAAACCUUUGCACUCUUUCUUCUCCUCCUCUCUCCCAUUACAGAAGGAGCAAGCAUUCAUCUUGUCUUGCUUUGUCUCCCGCUUCCCUUGUGAAGAUCAUCAGAUGGAGAAGAAUACUUCCGUAGUUCAUGGGAGGAUAAAGAAGAGGAAAACAUUAGAAGAAGCUCAUUCAAACCCUCCUUUCUCUUUUGAUGAACUGAGCCAAGACUUGCUUGAGAUAGUCCUUUCAUGGCUCCCAGCCUCAAGCUUCCUCCGCCUGCGUUCAGUGUGCAAAAGAUGGAGCUCAGUUUCGGUGUCUCCAACGUUUAAAAUCGCAUGCUCGCAGAUCCCUUUCAGAGAUCCAUGGUUCCUUAUGGUUGAUCAUGAACUCAACCAAUCUGUAAUUUUUGAUACCAGCGAAGGGAAUUGGAAGAAUCUCAUUUGCCCCGCCGGUUUCAACCAAGUUAAGCGAAUCGCCAUUUCAUCCUGUGAUGGCCUGGUCUGCUUCCGCCACACCUCGGGGGGCUUUGAGGUUUGCAAUCCGGUCACCGGAAUCUGCCGCAAGCUCCCUCUCCCUGACUUUGCUCAGCCUCUUCAUGCAGUUUCCAUGAGCUUUGACAAAGACUCGUCUUUCUCCUCUUAUAGAGUUGUAUUAGUUUCUGGUGAAUUGCCAAACCUGUCUUUCAGAAUGUUCAGUUCAGACAAAAACAAGUGGGAGGAAGAGGUAAUGUUAAUAAGACAGGCAGGGGAUUCCUCUGAGACAGAUAUUUCCGGUGGCGAAACGGUGUAUUUUCUCAGCAAAUCUGGUGAGGUUGUGGCUACAAACAUGCUAAGGAGCCCAUCCAAAGAGUUCUCAUCAGUGUUAGCAAUUGAAAAUGGUGAAGAGAUUGUAUAUUUUCUCAGUCAGUCAGGCACAGUGAUUGCUUGUAACCUCAAUAAGAGGAAUUUCUAUGAGCAUCCAAGGCUUCUGCCUAUCUACUCUGAGUACUCCAUUGAUGUGGUUGUUUGCAAGGGUGAGAUGAUGGUCGUCGUUCUGUCAGAAUUCCUCGAGACAGCCAGCCUUAGAGUGUGGAGAUUCAGUAAGGGGAGCAAGUCAUGGCUGCAGGUGGCGGCGAUGCCGCCGUCCAUGUCUCAUGAGUUCUACGGUAGGAAGGCUGACAUAAACUGUGCUGGUUGCGGCGAUAUGAUCUUUGUUUGCUUGAAUUCUAUAAACUUCAGUAGCUGUGUAAUCUGUAAUGUGGUGGAAAAUGUAUGGAAGGAGCUGCCAAAGUGUGUUGUGAAUGGGAAGGCUAAGGAAUUUGUGUCUGCCUUCUCUUUUGAGCCAAGAUUGGAGGCCAUUGUAUGAGUGUUAUCUGUAUUGCUUUUUGGCACUUUGAUUGCUUGUGUUUGAUUCAAUAUAGCAUGCAAGUUUUUUGUUUGUUAUGUAAAAUGACUUGACAAGUAGCUUAAAGAUCUCAAAAUGUUUGAUUGAUCACACGAAGGAAACUCAAAAUAUGCCCU